This is a messenger RNA of Megalops cyprinoides (Indo-Pacific tarpon), 3156 nucleotides long. RefSeq names its product eosinophil peroxidase-like. Gene Ontology annotation, molecular function: heme binding; peroxidase activity. The transcript is spliced from 15 exons. The record is from RefSeq and is a predicted model, not a curated record. Bases 52 to 2346 code for a protein of 764 amino acids. Lineage: Eukaryota; Metazoa; Chordata; Actinopteri; Elopiformes; Megalopidae. Gene Ontology annotation, biological process: response to oxidative stress.
GAUUUCCACAGGAAGAAUUCAAAGCCGCAGGGGUGACUGUGAGUUUCAGAGAUGACUCUUUCUUCCUGCUUUCUGGCAUUGGGGCUGUAUCUGGUUAUCUCCAGCCGAGUUUCUGCAGAGGAGAGUCUGGGGAGGCCGUUCAUUCUGAGCGCUGUGGAGGAUGCUAAGAGGAUGGUUGAUGAAGCCUACAAAUACUCACGUGAAGAGAGCUUGGCCCGUGUGCAGAAGCGCUCGGCCAGUGCUGCAGACGUCCUUCGCCUGCUGAAGCAGCCGGCCCGGGACACGCGCUCAGCGGUGCGAGCUGCAGACUACAUGGAGAACACGCUGAGGCUGAUCCAGGAGAGGGCGCACCACGCCCACAAGCGCUCCCUCAACGCAACAGAUCUGCUGACUGCAGACGAGCUGGGGACGAUCGCCCGUCUGACUGGCUGUGCAGCACGAGUCCAGCCCCCAUCCUGCCGCACCACUCCAUUGGUCAACAAGUACCGCACCGCCACCAGCGUCUGCAACAACCGGAAAAACCCUCGACUUGGAGCCUCAAACACACCCUUCACCCGCUGGCUUCCUGCUCAGUAUGAGGAUGGGGUUUCCCAGCCCCAAGGGUGGGACCGCAGCCGGCUCCACAAUGGCUUCUUACUGCCUCUGGUGAGAGAGGUCUCCAACCGGAUACUGACCACAUCUAAUGCAAGUGUAGAGAGUGAUCAGCUCUACACCCAUAUGGUGACCAUCUUUGGCCAGUGGAAUGACCACGAUCUGACCUUUACCCCCACCUCACCCAGUAUUCGUUCUUUCAGCAAUGGCAUCAACUGCGAUGAGAGCUGUGAACAGGCUAAUCCCUGCUUCCCUAUUCGGAUCCCAGAUGGUGAUCCCCGUUUUGGCUCAAAUUCCGACCAGUGCAUCCCACUGUUCCGCUCUGCCCCAGCAUGUGGGACAGGGAACACUGGCUACGUCUUUGGGGCGAACAAUGUGCGGGAGCAGAUCAACUCGCUGACGGCCUUCCUGGACGUGGGCCAGGUGUACGGGUCAGAGGACGCACAGGCACGAGACCUGCGCAACCUCACCAACGAUGAGGGUUUGCUGCGAAUCAACCAGAGAUUCACCGACAAAGGCCGAGAGCUCCUACCCUUCUCUACCAUGCCGGUUAACAUGUGCGCCACCCGCCAGAGGAUCACCAACACCUCUGGCUUGGAAGAGGUGCCCUGCUUUGUGGCAGGUGAUGCCAGAGUGGAUGAGAACAUCGGCCUCACCUCUUUGCACACACUUUUCUUGCGUGAGCAUAACCGCCUGGCACGUGCCCUGCGUCGGCUAAACCCACACUGGAGCAGUGAGACGCUUUACCAGGAAGCGCGCAAGAUCAUGGGCGGUUAUCACCAGGUGAUCACAUUCCGGGAUUACCUUCAGCACAUCGUGGGUCCCGAUGCUGUGGCUCGCCAGCUCUCCACCUACCCCGGCUACGAUGAGAACGUGGACCCCAGCAUCGCCAACGUCUUCGCCACGGCCGCCUACCGCUUUGCCCACCUGGCCAUCCAGCCCUUCAUGUUCCGCCUGGACGAGAACUACAACGAGCACCCGCAGUUCCCCAGCGUCAUGCUGCACAGGGCCUUCUUCGCCCCCUGGAGGCUGAUCUUUGAAGGUGGGAUAGACCCCCUGAUUCGGGGGCUGGUGGGCCGUCCUGCCAAGCUCAACACGCAGGAUCACAUGAUGGUGGAGGCCCUGCGGGAUAGGCUCUUCCAGUUCGUCAGCCACGUGGCACUAGAUUUGGGCGCUCUGAACAUGCAGCGUGGCCGUGACCAUGGCAUCCCUGGCUACAACGCAUGGCGGAGAUUCUGCGGCCUGUCUGAGCCACAGACCCUGGACGAACUCAGUCAAGUUCUGAGAAACCCCACACUGGCUCAGCAGCUGCUUCAGCUGUACGGAACCCCCGCCAACAUCGAUGUGUGGCUGGGGGGCGUCUCAGAGCCCUUCGUGCAGGGGGGGCGUGUGGGCCCCCUCUUUGCCUGCCUCAUCGCCACCCAGUUUCAGAGGAUCCGUCAGGGAGACAGGCUGUGGUGGGAGAACGAGGGGGUCUUCACCAGCAGACAGAGGGCUUCCCUGGCCAGCGUCUCCCUGGCCCGCAUCAUCUGUGACAACACCGGCAUCACAGAUGUCCCCAGUGACCCCUUCCUGUUCCACCCCCGUGGGGCUGGCUACACCCGCUGCCAGGACAUUCCCCCCUUCAACCUCACCCCCUGGUUUGACGCAGACCCAGACGCAAACUUGGUUGACGGAUUUCAGGUUAGAGGAACGCAGGUCUCGAGUCAACAGGUCAACAAAGACAGCAAAGAUAAUGAGAUUCCCCAGGUUUGAGGGGACUCCCUGGCCCCCAAGAUCUUGGAUCUAGCAUUUGGCCUCUGCUGUGAAGGAUACUACCCCAACCCCAACUGGAAUGUUGUCUUCUGGGAAGCCACCUGCAACGAGCGAAUUCUUUACUCUGCUCCUUAUUGCUUAAAGGUCUUGCCUUUUUCGUUGUAGCAGGCAUGCGUGUAGACCAGAUUUUUUUUUUUUUAUAUAAUUUUACAAAAUAUGAUUCCAAUAACAGCUUUUUUCUUUCCGAACUUUUACUUUCUUGGUAUUUCAUGUUUUUGUGCAAAAAAAAAAAAAAAAUAGUACAAGAGCCAACUUGAAGUCGAAAGCAGAUAACUGAUAAACAACAUAAUGUUCACUUUUUCUACCUCAAGACUGCAGUCCUAAUAUGGCUAGUGGUCUAUUAUGGCUGUGCAUUCAGUCACAGGUGCUGCACUCUCACACGCAAUAGUUCUGAACAUUUCCCUUGAUUGUCUGCAUAGCACAAAUAAUAAUCAUAAUUUAGACUUGUAGAUCACAUAUUAACUCACAAGCCACAACACAUUUUCUGAUUUUCUGACCAAAAUGAGCAAAUUAUUUCACAGUUAUUCACAGAAUGUCUUGUGUCUUUUGGGCACGCAGCUCAUUUUCCAUUGCUCCUGUGUUUUAAACAUGCACUGAAUUUACUUUUAGGAAAUACUUUUUUUGUACUAUAUUUUGUGUGUUUUUGUUUUCAUAAAUUUGUAUUUCCUUUACUAAAGUGGAAGAAAGUAUCUUUGUGUGAUUUGUCACAGCUAGACCUUGCAGGUUGUUUUGCCUUGAGAGCAUCGUGAU